AUGGCCCGCGGUCAGAACUCAACCCAGCAGGCCGAUGGCCAAAACGUCCAGACCCAGGGCGCAAAGGACAAGUCGGCCAACCCAAUGCGCGAGCUUCGCAUCCAAAAGCUCGUCCUCAACAUCUCCGUCGGCGAGUCUGGUGACAGAUUGACCCGUGCUGCCAAGGUGCUCGAGCAGCUGUCUGGUCAGACCCCAGUCUACAGCAAGGCCCGCUACACCGUCCGUACCUUCGGUAUCCGCCGUAACGAGAAGAUCGCCGUCCACGUCACCGUCCGUGGCCCCAAGGCAGAGGAGAUCAUCGAGCGUGGUCUCAAGGUCAAGGAGUACGAGCUCCGCAAGCGCAACUUCUCCGAGACUGGCAACUUCGGCUUCGGUAUCUCUGAGCACAUCGAUUUGGGCAUCAAGUACGACCCAGCGAUCGGUAUCUACGGCAUGGACUUCUACUGCUGCAUGACCCGCCCAGGUGAGCGUGUCGCCAAGCGGAGACGCGCGCAGUCCCGCAUUGGUGCCUCCCACCGCAUCAACCAGGCCGAGACCAUCAAGUGGUACAAGAACCGAUUCGAGGGUAUCGUGCGGUAA
Zasmidium cellare ATCC 36951 is the source of this 579-nucleotide messenger RNA. RefSeq lists its product as uncharacterized. NCBI's taxonomy places the organism in Eukaryota, Fungi, Ascomycota, Dothideomycetes, Mycosphaerellales, Mycosphaerellaceae. The transcript is spliced from 4 exons. Gene Ontology annotation, cellular component: cytosolic large ribosomal subunit; ribosome. The record is from RefSeq and is a predicted model, not a curated record. Gene Ontology annotation, molecular function: RNA binding; structural constituent of ribosome. The coding region runs from base 1 to 579 and encodes 192 amino acids. Gene Ontology annotation, biological process: translation.